This is a messenger RNA of Lactuca sativa (garden lettuce), 815 nucleotides long. The record is from RefSeq and is a predicted model, not a curated record. Lineage: Eukaryota; Viridiplantae; Streptophyta; Magnoliopsida; Asterales; Asteraceae.
AAAUAUCCUCUUAAAGGGGAGCAGCUUAUCUUGUAGGAGAAAGAAUGGUCUCUAAAACCCACGUAUUUACAACCACAGUGGUUUCAGUUGCAGGCCAAAGUAUAUGAAUCUUUCUUCACACCCAUCAAAAUCUUGAAAAUUCUACGUAAUUAAACCCAAAAUCUCUUAAAAAUGACUAAUUCUUUGUGUUUUACUCCUCUUUCUUCCUUCAAGACACGAAACAAACCAGGAAUAAUUGGUGGGAACCCUAAUUCUCGAAAGGUGAUUUGGGUGACUAAUCAAAAUCUGAAAUUUAAAAGAUUUCAUAGUUUGGAAGCUAAGGCUACCGAUGACGCAAAAAACACCACCAAGGUGAAUAGCAUAGUUUGUGGUGAUUGCGAUGGAAAUGGUGCUAUACAAUGUACACAAUGUGAAGGAAAAGGAGUCAACACUAAAGAUCACUUCAAUGGACAAUUCAAAGCUGGUGGUUUGUGUUGGCUUUGCAGAAAAUUGUUUUUUUUUUUUUUCAAAAUUACAUUUAUACAGGGGUAAAAAGGAGAUUCUUUGUGGUGGUUGUAAUGGAGCCGGUUUUAGGGGUGGGUUCAUGAGCUCCUUUGAUGAAUAAACAAACUAUCCCUUUAUUACGUUAUAGAAAUAGAAAUUCAAGAAACUUUUUUUUGUUGUUUUAAUGAUCUUAAAUCAUGUAUAUCAUAAUUUUGUUCGAUAUGAUUGGCCAUUCGUUUCUUGAAAUUGACACAUUCAAUUCAAGAAACACUUUUUUUGUUGUUGUUUUAUUAUAGAUUUACAAAUUGAAGGCGUACAUUUUUUUUUGGUUA